UUUAUGUCGUAGAGGCGGUAGUAUGUUUACAAAUAAGUUGUGAGUAGUUCUUGACAGUGAAACGGAAGCAUUUAAUGCUAUAUACAAAGUAUAACAAGUGAUUUGAUGUUUUGGAUGUCAAAUAUUGCCAGAUCAGAGCGAUGACAAUGGAUGUCAAAGGAAAAGUUACACAGUUUUCAAUGAAUAACAAAGAUGAGAAGACGGAAGAGGUUGAUGAUGAUUGGCGGAACUGCCCAUCACCCGACUCUCCAAGAAAACCAGUAAAAUCAACAGCAGUUGUCAAGUAUACUACAGUGCAAGCACCAGCCAACUUUGCAAGACUCCAGUGCAAUACUAAUUUAAAUCUACCACCAUCCAAUUGGCUCAGUAGCUCUGCUGAAUCGUAUGGAUUACAGAAUGUUCCUUUUCACUCUUCUGGCUUCUCUAGUUUCUGCAUGGCUCAUAUGUUCCCAGAUUGUGUUGGAGAAGUGGAUGUUGUAUCAGACGCUGAAAAUAUAAAAAAUUUACUGAAGAUCCCAUACAGUAAAGGUCCAGUGAGCAUGAUGGUACAUCGAAUAGAAAAUACAUUGCUGAUAGAUGAAUUUGAUAUACACAAACAUCUUUUGCGGACAGCUGAAUCCGAGUGGAAAUGGCUGAAAAAGUUCUUCUAUGAACACGUGUUCCAAUCUCUUGGAGACAAGGAGAAGAUUGUUGUACAUAAGGAUAAGAGCCGAUAUGCUCUUCAGCAGAAGAGCCUAGUGUCCAAGUUUCUGUACCACAGCCUAGCAGUUACUGAACCAGGGUCACCACAAAAGGAAGAUCUGCAGCCUGCAGAUUCCAUGCCUGUUGCUGAGGUUUGGCCACCACUGCCUGAUCCUCAGUUUGAAGAACAACUCCCUGACCCAUUAUCAAAUCACAAAUUUACUCGCAAUGUUCUGUGGACAUUUGAGGACAUCCAGAUGCUUAUUGGUACUGACAUGCCAAUUUUUGGAGGAACAACUCAUCCUUGUAUAAGUCUCAGGCUGAGGGAUGCAUCCAAGCCCAUAAAUGUACUGACAGGUAUUGAUUAUUGGUUGGACAAUCUGAUGUGCAAUGUCCCUGAACUUGUAAUGUGUUAUCAUCUGGAUGGCAUUGUACAGAAAUAUGAACUGAUAAAAACAGAAGACCUUCCACACCUAGAAAAUUCCAAAUUUUCACCAAAAGUGAUUAGGGAUGUAGCACAAAAUAUCCUUUCAUUUCUAAAAUCAAAUGCAACAAAAGCUGGACACACAUACUGGCUGUUCAAAGGAAAGGAUGCUGACAUAGUAAAAUUAUAUGAUUUGACCUCAUUGUGUUCAGAGGUUACAGAUGAAAAAGGACAGAAUCCAUUUACCAUUCCUGUGGCUAUGUUGUUAUACAGAGUUGCAAGGAAUAUGAAACAUUCACCAGAUGGGCAGAGGCAACAAGGCACCAUUCGGAUGUUACUUAAGAAUUGCUUGUCACUGCUUCCAAAGGAGAAGUAUCCACAGAUAGUGACAUCGGCACAUUACAUGCUCUCCGACCUGUACAUUCCUGCCGACAUAGAUCCGGCAGCUCCUGGUCUGAGUGAACACCUUGCUGAUGAACGGACUUGCGACUCCGAAGAUGAGGAGGAAGACAGAGAUCAAGAUGCAGAGAAUGGUGAAGAUAGAAGUGAAACUCAUAACAGUGGCAGUCGCAGUGUAGCCGUGAAGUCUCUGUGCCUCACUACUGGCAGGAGAACAGGGAAUGAUGAGGGUGGUGGAGAGAGAGAUGGAACAUCGAAGUACAGUCCUCCCCCUCAAUCUUUGCCAGGAGGGCUAGAAGAGCGCUGCAAAUUUGCUCUUGUACAUGUCGCUGCAGGCCUUGAAUGCUUACCAUUUUUUAAUUGUGCAAGACAGACAAAAGAGAAGUCUCAAGAGCAGUCAGCUCAGGAUGAACAGCUAUCAGGAAAAGACUAUCAGACAGCAAAAGUAGAGGAGAAUGAAAAGCCAAAAAUGGCGAAACCAUUUGAGGCAAUUCCUAUGCCAUACUCACCACUUAAUAAAAAGGAUCAGUGUGUGCAUGACAGUUCAGCUGCUGCGCAGAGCCCACAGAAAAAGAGAAAGGAUUCAUUCCAAAACAAAAUUCCUGGUAUUCGAAGUUCAUCAAAGCACAAGGAUGAAGGGCAACAUCAGAAAUGUGAUGAAGAAGACCUGUCACCUAAGAGUUUGUUGUGCAGGCUUAAAGCUGAGACGAUGCCUACGUGGCAACAACCUGCGGCAACUGACAACACAUUUUGGAGAUCUCAUUUAAGGAUAUUGCUCUAUGAAAAGGCACGUCUUGUCUAUGCAACUUUGGCAGAAAAUGAAUAUUCUGCAGAGCGUUUUGGGAGUACAUUGCGUUACACUGCAGCAGUUUUAUGUUGUCAGAAUCUUCUGGAGAGGCUUACAGGCUCAUCUGCUUCACCAGGACUUGAGAGUUACCUCCUGGGUCGAGCUGGUGAUGCGUGCUUCCGCAUAGUACAGGACUGGGUCUGUGUAGAACGCCAUCGGCAAGACUUCUCACAACGUAUGGAAAUGGAUAAGAUUGUUCUUGGUGGAGAAAUGUACUUAGAAGAACUGAAGCCAUUGCCAAGUGAAAUUGUUAGUAUGGGGCAAAUGUUAGCAACUUCAUGUAAAUGCUAUCAAAGGGCCCUUGAGGUGCAAGUAUUCCAGCAGCAGAAACACAAUCUCAUGAGACGUCUUGGCAACGUCCAUAAUGAACUUGGCGUGCUGUAUAUGAACCAGGCUGCAUCAUUAUUCCAAGAACGACGGAAUACAGAUGAAUUUGAAGGUCUGCUGGCACAGUCGCAACAUCACCUGGGGCAGGGUGUACAGGCAUUUGAAGCCGUAAAUGAUGUUGCAAAUAUGGCUUUGUUGUUGUCUAAUACUGGACGUUUGAUGCGUACCUGUGCCCACCUGUACACACCUGAAAAUCGCACUACUCUGUCAAGUGAAGAGAGAUAUUACUACAAUAAGGCUAUGAGCUACUACCAGAGAGCUAUCCAUGCACUCGGUAACGCAAAAAAUAAUCCAAGUAUCUGGCACUCUGUUGUAUGGGAGAUGUCAACAACAGUAUUUACAAUGGCUUCUCUACUGCAGGACUACCCAGAGCUUGGUACAAAGACUCAAGAAGAAGUGGAAAGAGAAGUAGUGGAUUUCUUGCAAAAAGCACUAAAAUACUGUGAUCUUGAAACACCAGGUCCACGACAGCUUGUUUACCAGUUCCGCGCAGCAUCUAUUCACCACCGUCUUGCAUCAUUGUAUCAUAAAUCUCUCAGGUCACUUAGUGCAGAUGAUGCAAAGCGUAGAAAUGUAUUACAACUGUCAAGAAUGCAUUAUGAAAAGGCCAGUGCUCUGCUUCUGCAGCUCGAGCAUCCUUCAGAUUUCUUACGUGUGCAGCUGGAACGCAUUGCUCUUUGCGAAUUUUUAGCAGAAGGAACUCCUACUGUUGGUGGAAAAGUGAAACACUAUCAGACAGCAUUAGAACUUAUGCAGCAGUGUUUGCCAAUUCUAUUGAUAAUGACAGAAAGAAUGACCUCCUACAAAGGAGAAGUGAACAGCCAUUUAACAAUCAACAAUGCUGCAAAAACUGCAGCUGAAAAUGGCACCUGCGAAGAAAGUGUUCAGCGGCAGCAACAGAAAACAAAAACUCAUGUUGAUGAAAAAAAUGAAGAAAGAAACAAAGAAAGCCAUGAGGGAAUAAUUGUUGAAGAGGAGGACAGUGCUGAGAGGACUGAAGAACAGCAGCUGCUGAAGCUUUUGAAAGAGCGCCUUCAGUAUGUGUUACUCAAGCUCACUAAGAUAUACAUUUCAAAAACAAAAAAAGAGACAGAAGGUCAACAUGCAAAGCAGUGUAAAAAUUUGUACCGCCGAUCUCUGGAGGAUGGCACAGAUCUGUUAAGCGAACUAACGAGCAUUUUGACUGACAUUGGCUCAGGUCAGACUGCUGUGUAUGCAGCAGUGAGGUGAUAGUUGCUCUUUAUGGAACUCGUGGUUCAGGAAGUUGUGUUUCAGUUCUCAUAAUGUUGGACACAUGUGAUAGUUCUCGGACUGUUGUAGUGGACUGCAAGGCUUAGUGCCCUGAAAAAAUAUUGUGACUGUUCUAUAAUAAAGAAGUAUUUUCAUAACUCUUGUUGUGUAUAGUGAUUUUAUCUGUAGCAUGAGUGAGUUUUCUUUAUUGUUCUUACCAGUCAUUUGGUUCCUUGUAGUUUUAAUUUUUUCAUGCAUUUAUUUUUGGCCUUUAAAUAAAAUUUUGUUCUCAUGUAAGCUAUCACAGUAAAGUGUAAUUGAAGCACUGUAUACGGCCACAGAUGGCUUGUCUCUAAACAUUUUGUGAAUGUUGGAUAUAUGACAACAUAAAUGUUUCACUGUACUCCUUUGAUAUUGUUUCUAAAAUUUCCUGUAUUAUAUUUUGUAUAAUUACUUUCAGAAAUAUAUGAGUAUUGAUUUAA
Schistocerca americana (American grasshopper) is the source of this 4450-nucleotide messenger RNA. RefSeq names its product erythroid differentiation-related factor 1. The record is from RefSeq and is a predicted model, not a curated record. The transcript has 20 exons. Lineage: Eukaryota; Metazoa; Arthropoda; Insecta; Orthoptera; Acrididae. The coding region runs from base 141 to 3968 and encodes 1275 amino acids. Gene Ontology annotation, biological process: positive regulation of DNA-templated transcription.